Molecule: messenger RNA, 1592 nt
Organism: Nycticebus coucang (slow loris)
Lineage: Eukaryota; Metazoa; Chordata; Mammalia; Primates; Lorisidae
Gene: METTL17
Product: methyltransferase like 17
Exons: 14
Coding region: 44-1429 (461 amino acids)
Biological process (GO): translation
Cellular component (GO): mitochondrial small ribosomal subunit
Molecular function (GO): structural constituent of ribosome; methyltransferase activity
Source: RefSeq, a predicted model, not a curated record
ACAUAGGCAUGUACACUUCCGUUUCCGGUUCGCCACCGGAACCAUGGCGACUGCGCGGGUGUUGGGGUGCCUCUUGAGGUUAGGCAGAAGAUGCCGUGGCCUUCGAGUACCUCCCCACUCCCGGGCACUCGCCGCCCUAGUGCCUGGCAUGACCCGGGUAGAUAAUAAGACCGAUUUUCUGGAGAAGCUGCACUAUCGCAAGCACCCUGGCAUCUUGAAGUUACCGCACUUGCGGCUGCCGCAGGCACUGGCUAACGCAGCGCAGGUAUUGCUGCUGGAGAGCGCGAUCCCGAAUGUGGAGAAGCAGGUGCAAACACUGACCAAUUAUCUCUGGAGUCGCCAUUUGCCUGUAGAGUCAGCGGAGUUACAACGACGGGCUAUGCAUCUUGAGAAAAAAAUUUUGGACACCCAAGACUUACCUCAGACAGAGAAGAGACUUCAUGGAGCAGUGCUACAGGCCCUGCGUAGAACUACCUACCAUUGGCAAGAACUGAGCUACAGUGAGGGACUGAGCCUGGUGUAUAUGGCAGCAAGACUGGAUGGUGGCUUUGCAGCAGUCUCCAGAGCAUUUCAUGAGAUCCAGACUCGAAAUCCAGAGUUCCAGCCACAAACCUUGAUGGACUUUGGCUCUGGUUCUGGUUCUGUCAUGUGGGCUGCUCACAGUACUUGGGGCCAGAGUCUACGUGAAUAUGUGUGUGUGGACAGCUCAGCCGCCAUGUUGGAUUUGGCAGAAAAGCUACUGAAAGGUGGUUCAGAAUCUGGGGAGCCUUAUGUUCAAGGUGUCUUUUUCAGACAGUUUCUACCCGUAUCACCCAAGGUACAAUUUGAUGUGGUGGUAUCAGCCUUUUCCUUAAGUGAAUUGCCCAGCAAGGAUGCCCGCACGGAGGUAGUUCAAACCUUGUGGCGCAAGACAAGUCAUUUCCUUGUAUUGGUGGAGAAUGGAACAAAAGCUGGGCACAGCCUUCUCAUGGAGGCCAGAGACCUGGUCCUUAAGGGAAAAGAGAAGUUGCCUUUGGACCUUCAACCUGGUUUUGUCUUUGCCCCAUGUCCCCAUGAACUUCCUUGUCCCCAGUUGACAUCCUCUAAGCCCUUGGCCUGUAGCUUCUCCCAGGCAUACCAUCCCAUCCCCUUCAGUUGGAAUAAGAAACCAAAGGAGGAAAAGUUCUCUAUGGUGAUCCUUGCCCGAGGUUCUCCAGAAGAAGCUAAUCGCUGGCCUCGAAUCACCCAACCUGUCCUUAAACGGCCUCGACACGUGCACUGUCACCUGUGCUGUCCAGAUGGGCACGUGCAGCAUGCUGUAAUCACAGCCCGCCGGCAUGGCAGGGAUUUGUAUCGCUGUGCCCGUGCCAGCUCCUGGGGAGAUCUUUUACCUGUGAUCACUCCGUCUGAGUGUCCCCCAUCCCCUGCUCAAGAUCCCUCUGAUUAUUGACAAGGAUGUGUGAUAAUUACUUUCAUCUAUCAUGCCUGCCAAGGCCGAAGCUUCCUGGUAUCCAGGAUAAGAAAGGUGGUACCCCCAAAUGUCUGAGUUGGUUUUUUUUUUAUUUUGUUUGUUUGUUGGUUUUUGAGAUUUUAAUAAUAAAAAAAACAUUUUU